This is a messenger RNA of Panonychus citri (citrus red mite), 2552 nucleotides long. RefSeq lists its product as uncharacterized. The coding region runs from base 452 to 1624 and encodes 390 amino acids. The transcript is spliced from 2 exons. Lineage: Eukaryota; Metazoa; Arthropoda; Arachnida; Trombidiformes; Tetranychidae. Gene Ontology annotation, molecular function: ubiquitin protein ligase activity; metal ion binding. Gene Ontology annotation, biological process: protein monoubiquitination; protein polyubiquitination. The record is from RefSeq and is a predicted model, not a curated record.
UUGAUUUCUUCAAUUUUUUAAUAAUUCUAAUUGUUGUUACAAAGACAAUUGUGACAAUGGAAUUUGAUUUAUUCUCUUUGGUAAAACAACAAUACUUUCGGAGAGUAUUUCUUAACAUGUUUACAUUUCUUCACUUAUUGUUGACUUUUGACUAAUUGUGAUUGUUGUUGUUUGGUGAUUUCGGCCUACAAUUUAACAAUGAUUGUCAAAUUGAUUGGCAAUUUAGUGGUCACAUUAAGUAUAAGGUGGUUGAUUGAUUAAUGUUGAUUGUGAAUCUCUAUUACUUGAUCACCAGGAUUUAAUUGUGUCUUUGAAAAUAUUGUUUUAAUCCUUGAGAUUUAUAUGGUUACCGGUUGGACAUGAUGAUUGGUGUUAUUUCAUCACAAUAAAUUGGAUUAAAUUUUGACAAUUUUGCUUUUAAUUUGGUGUUUUCCAUCACUUCAACAAUUUAAUGGAUAAUAAUCCUGAAGACCAGCAAAAGGAUAAUGAUGAGGAUAAGGAUUCUCAACAUGAAAGAUUAAGACAAAGAUUAAUAUCUAAACGGCCUUCUGAUAAUCAUCAAUGUACCAUUUGUCUUAAUCCAAUUCGUGAUCUAUCAUUUGCCGAUUGUUGUUUACAUCCAUUCUGCCGUUCAUGUAUCAUUGAAUGGUCAAAAAGGUCAAACAAUUGUCCUGUUUGUCGAACCACUUUCAAUAACGUAUUGACCAAUAUUCAACCUGAUUCCAAUCAUGAUUCUAUUCCAAUUGAACCGCCACCAGAAAUGAAUGGACCUGUUCCCUUUAUCAAUAUUGUUCGAGACAUUAUGGUCUCUCCCGAUGGCCGAAGUACAGUGGUCAGAACACGGGUUAUCAACGAAGAAGGUACAACCGAAAUAACGGAAGUCAGAGGAACCGGAAGACAAUCACCAUUGGCCUCGAUUGGUCCCAACCCUUCAUCUACCAACGAAGGACUUAGUCGAUUUAUCGGUAAUCUAUCGGCGGCACCACGAGAACAACAACAGUCAGCAGUCGAAACCGAUGAAGUAGAUCGAUUCAUGGGAUUAUUAUUUCGGAGUUUAUUGUCUCCUGAACCUUUAUCUGCUGUUUCUUUCGCUGAGAACCCAGCGCAGGCUCGAAUAACCCGAAUGAAUAGCCCUGGAUCAGUUUCAUCAGUUCGAAUGGGCAAUCAACCUCGUCGUCCAGUACCCUUUCCAAACGUUCGUCCAUCAUUUCGUCCUCGAGGUCAGCAUCACGCGAAAACUCAUCCACCAAUGUUUCCACGAGUACCAAAAUCAGUUUCACCAGCGAUGAUUAACCGAUCAAAACAAACGCACAAAAUUAUACCUCAAGAAUCGUUGGCCACAGUGAAAACCCUUCCAGCCCAAUUAUCGACUCAACAUUCAACAUCACCAAAAAGUUCCCUAUUCUCAUUACCACCACCACAACAACACCAACCGAAAUCAAUGUCCAUCGGUUUAACCAAAUCCCGAUUCUCAAAAAGUCUUACCCAAGACCAAAGUCGAUCCAAUGAAGAAGAUCAACAACAAGGCCAAUACCAACAACGAUCCCGACGAAUCUUCGGAAAAAAUGUUCCCAAAUCGAAAGAUGAACAAUCUGAGAACAAAAAACCACCCAAACCCUCAUAAGAUUAAUUAUCAUUCAACUAAAUUAACCUCUCCUAAUAAUCAACCAAACAAACAAAUCCACCCACCAACCCCUACACAAAACCCACCAUCCUCUUAAAAUUCAAGCCCAAUCCUUAAUCAUCAUCAUCAUCAUCAUCACUAGUUGCAAUUAAUUUGUCACCAAUAGGAAACUAAUGCCAACCAUAGUUAACAAUUAACAAGUCAACAAUCAAGGAGAAGCAAAAAAAAACUAUCACAAUAUCAGAAUAAUGAUACAAUACCAGUGACUGAUUUUCUUGAAUGAGAAAACAAAAUCAGUAGUUUAAUAGUUUAAACAGAAUCAAGAAAGAAUGACAAUUAACAGUAACAACACCAUGAUGAUGAUAAUGAUAACUUUCCAAGUGAUAUGAUAUUUUUUCCACCUUCCCACUCACCCACCUUGAAGAAAAAAAAACACUCCACUUACUAUAAAUUGAGAAAAAAAGAGCAUUAAAUUGUUAUUUUCAUGGACUAAUGAUUCCUAUGUUAUAAUAAUUGUCACCCUGUUUGGAAGUGCUUUUGUUAUCCAGUCCAUGUUUGCAAUGAGUUUUCCAAAGACUUUUAUCUUCAUCUUCAUCAUCUCAAUCUACUCACAACAAUUGAGAGAGAGGGAGAGAGAGAGAGAGAUGUUUAUCUUGACGGAGAAAAAGAUGUCAACAAUUACAAGACAAUCUAAAUUGUUUACCACCAAGAGAAUGAGAAAAAGAAAAAUGUUUUUUAAUUGUUGCCGUUGUUCUGGUAAAAUGAUUUGUAACUUAUGAGUAACACAAUGUUACAGAUAAUCUGUUAAUCUGUUAAUCCACCUGAUUCAUUUAUCACCUUAAAUUCAAAAUUACAUGAAGAGUUUUCACUUUUGAAUCAAUCAAAAAACAAAAAAUUGAUUGUGAUCAAGGAAACGCGAGAAAAAAAA